AUGAAGAACAAUCUGCUGUCAGUGGGCCGUCGAGCGGCCGCGACUCUGACCAAAGAGGCCGGUGACAUCAGCUCCGUCUUCCCCUCUCUGUCGGGCAAGAAGCCGGAUCCUCUCCCACCGCGAUAUAGCAACUUGAAGAGGUCGUUGAUCAGAAACAACGAAGACGCCGUCACUGCAUCGUGGCACCGUCUCCUCAGGAGCCUGAAGAAUGAGAUCGAGGAGAUCAGGCUGACGGGUUGGCAGGUCAUUCCCAGCAUUGAAUACAAAGAUGUCGUGGCAGGGACAGUUUCUGGACCGACGCUCGACGCCCUGCGCCAUCGUGGCACAGCAGUGAUUCGAAAUGUCCUUCCCCCGCAAGAAGCGCUGAACUUGAAGCAGCAGGCGAAGGAAUAUAUCAGUGCAAACAAGUCCAAAGUCAGAGCAUUUCCUCCAGACAGUCCAGCAGUGUACGAGCUGUACUGGACGCCCGCUCAGGUGCAGGCACGAGCUCAUCCCAAUGUGCUCAAGGCACAAUCGUUCCUUGCGUCUAUCUGGCACUCAUCCGACCCAAAGUCCGAGAUAUCAACCACUUACCCUCUAACAUACGCCGAUCGGUUUCGAAUCCGACAGCCAGGCGAUGCAAAGUUCGCCUUGGGGCCGCAUACUGAUGGAGGCAGUGUGGAGAGAUGGGAAGACCCCGAAUACUCACGGGUAUACCAGGCCAUGUGGGAAGGUCGAUGGGAAGAAUAUGAUCCGUUUGAUGCCCGCCAUCGCAUCACCGCCCAGAUGGAUUUGCAUAAUGGUGCAGGAGCUUGCAGUAUGUUCCGAUUGUUCCAAGGCUGGCUGUCCAUGUCUUCGACAGGCCCCGGCGAAGGCACAUUGAAAGUGUGCCCACUGCUUCAACAUGCCACUACUUACAUGAUUUUGAGACCUUUCUUCGACGUCGAGUCGGGGAGGCUGAACAUGGACGCCGUCUUCCCCAACUCGGUUCCAGGGGCGUGCCAGGAGUACAACACACGGACGCACCCUGGCCUCGAAUUGGACACGACGAUGUUGAGUGUGCCACACGUUGAGCCAGGUGACUACGUUGCCUGGCACUGCGACAUGAUCCACGCCGUUGACACGCAGCACCGAGGCAAAGAGGACAGCAGCGUCUUGUACAUCCCCGCCUGCGCCAUGACCAGAUCAAACAUCGAAUUCUUGCAGAGACAGCGCAUCAGCGCUCUGAGGUAUAGUCCACCACCCGACUUCCCAGGUGCAGGCGGCGAUGGAGAGAUUGGGUUUGUCGGGGUAGUAGAUUGGGACCAACUGAAUGACGAGGGGAAAAGGGCAAUGGGAAUGGGCAAGCGAGAAUGGGAGGUCGAGGACAGCAUGAGCGAAGGCGAGCGGAAACUCAUUGACGAGGCGAACAAGGUGAUCUUUGCGUGA
This is a messenger RNA of Capronia epimyces CBS 606.96, 1407 nucleotides long. RefSeq lists its product as uncharacterized. Lineage: Eukaryota; Fungi; Ascomycota; Eurotiomycetes; Chaetothyriales; Herpotrichiellaceae. The transcript has 2 exons. Bases 1 to 1407 code for a protein of 468 amino acids. The record is from RefSeq and is a predicted model, not a curated record.